Messenger RNA from Pediculus humanus corporis (human body louse), 5028 nucleotides. RefSeq lists its product as uncharacterized. The transcript has 18 exons. Gene Ontology annotation, molecular function: NMDA glutamate receptor activity; transmitter-gated monoatomic ion channel activity involved in regulation of postsynaptic membrane potential. NCBI's taxonomy places the organism in Eukaryota, Metazoa, Arthropoda, Insecta, Psocodea, Pediculidae. The record is from RefSeq and is a predicted model, not a curated record. Gene Ontology annotation, biological process: synaptic transmission, glutamatergic; ionotropic glutamate receptor signaling pathway; monoatomic ion transport. Gene Ontology annotation, cellular component: plasma membrane; postsynaptic membrane. The coding region runs from base 1 to 5028 and encodes 1675 amino acids.
AUGCUCAUGCCGAAAAUUCCAAAAUUUAUACAAGUUUAUAUAGCCGUUGCUUUUUCUGAAAGGGAUUUUCCAUCGUAUUCAAAAAUAUUUAAUAAAACUUUGUCAAGCAUUCCAAACAGUUUUUUAAUAUUGGAUUCGUUAAAUCGUUAUUAUAAUAUUUCCGUGGCUCCACUUUUUUUCGUUUUACCCAAUUCCGGACGAUUUUCCUCGUCCAUUUAUGAAGUUUUAUGUAGUUCUUUUGAUAAAAAAAGAGUCGUCGCCAUUUUGGUUAUUGGUGAAAGUCCGGCUGCUUUUACAGUGUCGUUGGCGGCAAUCACGAGUAACAUUCCGGUACUCUGGGCCAGAGGUGGUAAUCCAAGUCCUCCUGGAAGUUUUCAACAGCAACAUUUACUUGAAAUCCGAUUGGAACCGAGUGAAAUACAAUUAUUGGAAGCCGUUCGAGGAGUUUUUUUGGCUACUCAUUGGCAUUCGUUUACCGUAAUGGCUGCUCCUUCAUUAGCAGCAAGAUGCGCUUCCAUUUUGGAUAGUCCGCCUUUAAAUCCAAAAGUUGUGCCGAUAACUCAUAAACCUCAAAAUAUUUUUAGAAAAUUAGCCGACGUUUCGAGAUCUACUAGAGGAGUAGUUUUACUAAUAUAUGAUAAAAUAUCAAAUUCAAAUGUCAAAACAUCAUCACGGAUUGUAAAUGAUGAAUUAAAUAAAAAAAAAAAAAAAAAUGAAAAAUUAAGUAGUAGAGAAUGGAUUGAUCUGGCAAAAUCGGAUUAUCUAAACGAUUUUGCUGUUCAAUUGGAUUAUUCUGACAAUAAAAAAAAUAUCCAAGAAGAAAUUCAUUUGCCAACAUCAAAAGCAUGGGGUAAAAUAACUCAACAUUUUCCAUUAAAAUCAUUCGAUAAAGAAAAUGAAAAUGAAAAUGAAAAUAUGAAAAAUAGUAAUCUUCCCGUCGGUUUAUUAUCGGUUAAACCUGAACCUUUAAAACUCGACCGACAUUUGGUUAAAGGAAGUGUUCGACUUUUAGUUUCAACUCUUCAUACAGUUUUAAAAAGAAGUGCUGAUUGGCUUAGCAUUCUCGAUUCUGAUUCUUCCUGUUGGAUUAAACCAUCGUCGAUGAAUAAAAAUUUUUCUGAAGUUUAUGCUAAGGAAAUCAAACAAGCGGUUAAAGAUUCAAUGUCUGGACAGUAUCAUUUUCAAGAAGGAGAUCGUGCUGAUCGUUCUUUGUUGGCUAAUUUUCAAAUUUUAAAUUUGGUACCGGAAAAACUUCAAAUUAAUUUCAAUAAUGAAGUUAACGUUAUAGAAGAUGCUGUUUUGUAUUGGCGUCAAGUUGGAAGGGUUUUGGGAAAAAGUGCACAAUUGAAUACAAUAGUGUGGCCUGGAGGAGAUUUGGUAGCUUCAGCAUUAAGUGCCAGAACAAAAAGUGUGUUCAGAAUCGUAACCGCACUCGCACCUCCUUUCGUCAUGGAAGGAGCUUUAGAUGAAGAUGGUCAAUGUUUAAGAGGAGUCAUUUGUCACAGAGUUUUAAAUUCUGACAAAGAUAAUUUAACACUAGUCUUUAACGAAAUGGAUACUCAAGAAAGAAUGGAAGAUGAAGUCGAAGAAUUAGGGAGAGAUGAAAAAACGGAAAAACCAUUUAAAUUUUUUGAUCAAACACUAUUCGAAUAUCAAACAACGAAAUAUAAAUAUAAAAGCAGUUGCUGCUACGGAUUAGCUAUGGAUUUAUUAGAAAAUGUUGCUCAGGAAUUACAAUUUGAAUUUCAUUUAUAUUUAAUACCCGAUGGAGCUUACGGUUCGAAAAAUCAUGUUUGGGAACAAGGAGCUCCACGUUCUAAGUGGAACGGAAUAGUAGGAGAUUUAGUUUCCGGUGCAGCUCACAUGAGUUUUGCUGCAUUGAGUGUAUCAAAACAAAGAUCACAAGUAAUUGAUUUUUCAACACCAUAUUUUUUUAGUGGAGUUUCUUUUUUAGCUGCUCCGAAACAAAAAAGCGAAGUUCCACUUUUGGCCUUUUUACUACCUUUUAGUACUGAGCUAUGGAUUGCAAUAUUUACUUCAUUGAACAUCACUGCCAUGGCCGUAGCUUGUUACGAAUGGUUAAGUCCAUUUGGUUUAAAUCCUUGGGGAAGGCAAAGAUCCAGAAAUUUUAGUAUUGCUUCCGCAUUAUGGGUCAUGUGGGGCCUUCUUUGCGGUCACUUAGUCGCUUUCAAAGCUCCAAAAAGUUGGCCGAAUAAAUUUUUAAUAAAUGUUUGGGGUGGAUUUUCCGUUAUAUUCGUUGCGUCUUACACUGCCAAUAUAGCCGCUUUAAUUGCGGGUUUAUUUUUUCAUACUUCCGUUAGCGACUAUCACGAUAGAAGUUUGUUAACUCAACGUGUGGGUGCCCCAAAAUCUUCGGCAGCCGAUUAUUACAUUCAUCCAAACACUCCGAUUUUGGAUUAUUAUAGAGCGACUGAUCACGGAUGUAAAUUACAAAAAAUUGUUGAUGCCAUAAAUGAGGAUACUUAUGCCAUAGGAAUGAAUAAAGGUUUUCCUCUCAAGGAAAGUAUUUCUGCUGUCAUUUCAAAAUAUUCAAACAAUGGAUACAUGGAUAUACUUACUGAAAAAUGGUACGGAGGUUUACCUUGUUUUAAAAUGAUUCCUUCAGUUGAAUUGACUGACGUUGGACAACCUCGACCUCUCGGAGUUGCUGCUGUCGCUGGAGUUUUUUUACUCCUCGGUUUAGGAAUGAUUAUUGGAAUUUUAAUACUUAUUAUGGAACAUUUAUUUUAUCGUUAUACUUUACCAAUAUUACGUCAUCAACCAAAAGGAACAAUUUGGAGAUCUCGAAACGUUAUGUUUUUCAGCCAGAAAUUAUACAGGUUUAUUAAUUGCGUGGAAUUGGUUUCACCUCAUCAUGCUGCACGAGAACUUGUUCACACUCUUCGUCAAGGUCAAAUAACAUCAUUAUUUCAAAAAAGUGUCAAAAGGAAGGAGCAUGAACAACGUCGAAGGAGGAAAAGUAAAGCACAAUUUUUUGAAAUGAUUCAAGAAAUUCGAAGAGUACAACAAGAAGGAAAGGAAGAAAUAAAACUUUGUCAAACUGAAAAAGAAAAUGUAGAACAAUCUCCCAAAGGUCAGUUACGAGGUUUUUUAAAUUCUCCACGAUCUCUUAAGCAAUUUUGCAGUUCUAAAUCAACCGUCAGUCCGAAAAUGUCAAUUGAUAGAACCAGUUCUUUAAAUCCUUCAGAGCUAUUAGAACCUAAAAAAUCUCUCAAAUCCCCGUCUCGAUUGGAUAUACGAAGACUUUCGAAAGAAUUAUUUUCGUUACCCUGGUCCGCGAAAAGUUCGGCCAGCCUCGAAAUUCAAAGACCGAGUUCGGAUGUGGAAGAAAACAAAGAUAGAAAAGAAAUUACGAAAACGAAUCAAAUGCCAGAAUUUAUAGCAAAGGAUAUCAGGAGUCAAGCUUCAAAAACCAUAGGAAGAAGAUUGAGUAAAGAUGUUUCAUCUUGGUUGACCACGAGUCCUCCGGAUUUGAGUUCCCGAAGAAAAUCUUACAUGGAUAUAAUUCAUCCGAAAUCUUUGAGCGUUUCGGAUAAUAUUUUAGACGGAAAUAUAAAAAGUAAAAUGAAUGUAAGUGAUUCAAAUUGCAAUAUUCUAGAUCAAACGAAAACGAGUGAUUAUGCGAAAGAAUUAUGUGCCAAAAGUUCAUCUUUAAAUGCGACUAUUAGUAAAGCAGCCACGCUAAGAUUAGCAUCGAGCGGAAGUACAAACGUGCCGAAAACUAUGAAAGUCCGACCGAGACUUCCUUCACCUACUAAAAGUCCGGUAUUAGGAUUUAGAGGUUCUCAAACUCCUAAGAUUAGUAUAUCGGACGUGGAUAACUGCGGUUUAUACGAAACGAUAAAAUCUAAAAAUGAACCCACGGGAAAAAAACCAACGAGAGGACUUCACAGUCGUAGUAAAAGUCUGGAUAAUAAAAAUCUUAAUUUCGAAACGAAGCUGGUCGAUAUUCUUUCGGCAGACAGCAGCAGUUCGCAAAUAGUCAGUUAUGCAACUUUGGAGCAUAAAGAUGACGACGAUUUGAAAAGCGUGACAAAGCAUUCAACAGAAAAAUUAUCUAAAAGUGCAUCGAACGAGGAUAAUAAUAAAAAAAUAAAAGAAAAUCGACAAGACAAAAAAAUGUCGACAUCACCCUCAAUAGUUAAAAUGGAUGGAAUAAAAUCAAAAGAAUUAUCAUUAUCGGUUAAAAAUAAAACGGAAUCUUCAAACGAAUUAAAAGUUAAUACGUGUUCAAAGUCUAAGGAUAUUGUGACAUCAAUUUAUGCAGAACCACAAAAGAUAAAAAAGAGUAAAAAUGAAAAUUUGACGACACACGUUCAAGAUGUUGAAAGUCAUUCGUCUACCAAACCUAAGGUUUCACCUAAAAGAAACGCAUUGAAAUUAAAACAAACGCGAGCGUGUAGCGCACCUGAAACCGAUACAGGUUUAUUAUCACCUUCGGUUUUCCUCGUUUCCGAUGAAACAAUAAAAACCGGUCAAUCAUCUGAUUACAAUUACUAUUCCGACGAUAAAGUAUUUAAAACAUUUAGCUACCCUAGAGAAUCAUGUUAUGAUACAUCCUCGAAACGAUUGGGAGGAGUAUCAAGUCCAAGGGAUCGGGAACAUAAUUUAAUGCAAACUCAUAGGCGGCCUUUACAAGAGAGUAGCAGUGGUGGUGGUGGGAGUGGGAAUAAAAGGAUACAAGUUUUAUCAGGAAGAAGUAGGAGCGUUCCCGAACAACAUUGUUUAUUGAAAUUUAGUGAUUACGAAAAGGAAAAACAAUGUAAUCGUAGUAGAUACGAUGGGCCUCAAUUAGUUUUACAACAUUUUUCAAGGUCACUGGAUAUGCCAUCAACGAAAUCUCGGGAAAAUUUUAAAAAUAAAAGGAAAAGUAGCAAAAGCAAAGGAGAAGAUGAUUUUCCACCGACUCUGCAAUAUUUCAAAGAAAUGAAAUCGCGUAACGGUUUAAGCAAUGAAGAAUUGUUAAAUUUUAAAAAAUCAGGUCAAAGACAGUCUGAGCCUCCAUGA